AAAAUCCAUUGCAAGUCGCACGCUCAGACAAGCACCACGCACUUUCACCGUGAGCUCAAGUGUUGUGAGAUAGUGAUAUUGCAAGCAGAUAAAGGAUGCAUCCGCAGACGGCAAGUUGGGCGCUAUUGGCCCUGAUCUGCUCAUCGACGAUACUCCAGACGAUCGCGUACCCGCGACAAGUUCCAUUAAUAUCACAGGCAACCAGCAAUGUCCGGACACAAAACCCACAGUACUACAGCAACUCGUACCCAGUCCAGGAGCACGAGGUUGCCCAGGAGCGCAAGUACGCGGAGAAACCCAACGCGCUGAAGAAGGUCGCGCUAGACGACCUCGACGACAUCCAGACCAACUCCAUAUCAGACGGAGGCUUCUCUUGGUCUAACAUGCUUGGCAUGAUAAUGCAAAUGAUCUUCAACCCCGGCGGCACGGGCCCCAACAAGAGUGACAACAUCGACACCGACUCGGUUGCGCCGUCCCCCUGGGCUAACCUCUUUGCCAUGGGCCUUAAGAUCCUUACCGCCUUCCUCAGCGGAGGCGCCUCAAGCGAUGGUAUCGACAAGGUCGACAAUGGCUCUUCCCCCAUGCAGGGUAUAUUGGCUGCGGUACUGUCGACGAUGCUCGGUGCAAAAGACCCCGACCAAGUCGCCUCCAUGGCAAAGCAGGCUGGAGAGUUCAUCAACAUCGUAAUGAAUCUUCUGGAUGCCCUGAAGACCUCGUUCUCCCAUAGAUCUCUGACCGCCCGGUCCAUGGGUCGCAAGGACUCUGUCAGUGACGCCGCUUUGGCAGGUAUCGCCAUGCUGAAGACCUACGUGCGAUCCUUCGGCACGAGUGACGACAAGUGCCUCCAGAAAUACGUUUGCGAUGCCAACAAUGAGUGCUCCUCCGACAUCGGACCCAAGAGCGUGUUCUGUCAACUUGGAACAUACGCUGCCAGUUUCGUCUUGGAAAGACAAUCGGGUGGUUCAUUCGAGGAGUUCUCAGAGGCCGGUCGCCGCGGCCGCGCGGGAGUGGACUGCCGCCAAAUGUACCUCCAGUGCAACGAGGUCUAACCCUCUCCGCGCCGCCAAAUCGUACGCAGUAACAACGCAGCAGUGAUAAACGAUUUAAUGUUAUCAAGAUCCGAACUAAUUGGAAACAACAGAAACAUCCAAUUGAUUCCAGUGAUUAGAGACAUAAUAUUGCAGUGAGCAGUAGAUUAGUCAAAAUUGACGCUAUCGGCGUACUGAAUUUCGUUUAAAACAUAAAUGAAAUUAAGUACACAAUGGUAAUCUACAUUGGUGCCUUAAUGAUUGGAAUGUGCUCAAAACUUAUCCCAUCGGUUAAGAGCGCGUCAAGCAUAGUGUUCUAUUAAUUUAUUUAAAUUAUUUAUUUAUUUAACUUAUUUUAGAAGUUAAUAAGUAGGCAAACAAAGAUUAAAUGUAUCCAGGAGAUAUUGAUUCCGUCCAGUAGUCACUUUUUGAGUUAAAUUUCAGUUAUUGGCACAACUAAAUGCAUUUGUGUUGAAACAAUGAAUCCGCCAGUUUCUCGAUAAUUAACGACUGAUGUAAAAAUAAUUCUGUGUGAUAUACGAAUGGUAUGAAUACCUAUUAUUUAUAUCACUUACUAGUUAGUAUUGUAUAUUUUGUGAGAUCGAAUGAAUGGGGACGUCCGUGUGUGUAUGUUAUUUAUGUGAAAUAAAAAAAUGAAAAAUUA
This is a messenger RNA of Ostrinia nubilalis (European corn borer), 1692 nucleotides long. RefSeq lists its product as uncharacterized. The record is from RefSeq and is a predicted model, not a curated record. NCBI's taxonomy places the organism in Eukaryota, Metazoa, Arthropoda, Insecta, Lepidoptera, Crambidae. Bases 96 to 1049 code for a protein of 317 amino acids. The transcript is spliced from 7 exons.